Molecule: messenger RNA, 2022 nt
Organism: Exophiala dermatitidis NIH/UT8656
Lineage: Eukaryota; Fungi; Ascomycota; Eurotiomycetes; Chaetothyriales; Herpotrichiellaceae
Exons: 1
Coding region: 153-1796 (547 amino acids)
Biological process (GO): mRNA cis splicing, via spliceosome
Cellular component (GO): cytoplasm; spliceosomal complex
Molecular function (GO): protein binding
Source: RefSeq, a predicted model, not a curated record
CGCGCGCGGCAGGCGGACAUUUCAACCCCGACCUGCCCCCAACUUUGGCUGUGUCGACGCCGAUCGAACAGGCACUUUUUGCCGAUCUUUGUCCAGCAUCAAUUCUACAACCACCUUCACCAUAGUUCAAUCCUCGCUACUGUGCUGUCAAUAUGAGCGAUUACGGACCAGCCCUCAAGCGCAGAAGGUCGCAGUCACCUCGUCCCUGGCGACAGCAGGAACCGGAUCGACGCUACCGCGAACGAGAUGCCCCCCACCGUCGAGACGAUGGCCCGCCACAGAGAUGGUCCCACAAGGACCAGAUGAAAAUCAAUCAGUUACAAGAAGACGAGCGAAUGCGCGAAUGGGUGGCGCAAGAGGAUGAGUUCGUUCUCCGACAGGCGAAGAAGAAGGCGGAGAUUCGAGUCAAAGAGGGGAGAGCGAAACCUAUAGACUGGCUAGCAGUCACACUGCGCGUGGUCGACCCGACGAGAGAUCCCCUGGACGACGAAGUCGAUGAGAAAGACCUGGAUUUUGUGGAUCCUGAGAGCGUGUUCGACGGCCUUUCGGAAGCCCAGCUCGCGGAUCUGCGCAAAGAUAUUGAAACGUACCUGAACCUGGAAACGAACCGAAAGAACCGCGAGUACUGGCGGACGAUGCAGAUCAUCUGCAAAGAGCGACAGAAGAAAGCGAGCUCAUCGUCUGGUCCAGAGGGGCGAGCAGUCAGUUCCGUGGCAGCGGACAUCGACAAGUUACUGGCACCAAAGACAUACGAGCAACUUGAGGUGCUGGAGAAGCAGAUCAGGAAUAAACUAGACUCGAACGAACCCAUCGACACGGACUACUGGCAGCAGCUCCUCGACAGUCUGCUGGUGUGGAAGGCCAAGGCGAAAGUGAAGAAAGUGUACCAAGACGUGCUUGACUCGCGGCUACAUCAGCUGAGACAGGAAAACGAACGCAAAGCACGCCAGAUACAAGACCAACUGAGACAAUUCGGCAUGAUAGCCCCCACCACCACUUCCACCACGUAUUCGAAAGAGCUGGAUCCUGAGCCCUUACUCGAGAUACCCGCCAAAGACAAAGCGCUCGAAGUUCUUGACGAAACCAACUUUUUACAAAGCGUCGCCGCCAGCAGACGCAGAGUCAUCAACAUGGGGUACGUACCUGCUCCGAAAGGAACAUCAGUUCCUACGGACAAGUCUGGCUCGACAUCGACGACAUUAGUUCGACAAACACCAUCCCAAUCCGUGUCUAUUGACCCAACCAGUCGGUUCGACCAGAGUACGGACUCCUCAGCCGCGACCAAAGCCCUAUUCGACCGCGAAGUAGCCAAAGGGAUGAACGAGAACGAGGAGAUUUUCACCGGCGAGGAAGAAGUGCCCACAGAUCAGAAACCGCUGUGGAUGGGCAAGUACCGGCCCCGCAAGCCGAAAUACUUCAACCGCGUGCAAAUGGGCUACGAAUGGAACAAGUACAACCAAACACACUACGACCACGACAACCCGCCGCCCAAAGUCGUGCAGGGCUACAAAUUCCACAUCUUCUAUCCGGACCUGAUCGACCCGACCAAGGCCCCGACUUACAAAAUCAUCCGGGAGGGUGGUCGCAAAAAGGGCCAGACUAUGGCCCCUGCCGGCGAGGAAGACACCUGCAUCAUUCGAUUCAUGGCCGGCCCGCCUUAUGAAGACAUUGCUUUCCGUAUCGUCGACCGCGACUGGGAUUACUCGGCCAAACAUGAUCGGGGGUUCAAAAGUACUUUUGAAAGAGGGAUUUUGACGCUCCACUUUACGUUUAAGAGGAUCGUCUAUCGGAAGUAGGUGGUACAACGUCCUCUUAUACAAUAAUAAUGAGUGUCUCAAAUGUAAUUUGGUCAUAAACGUGUGCGUGAAUCAUGAUCAAUGAUGCAAAUAGGUAGGGGAACUGGUUCUAGUUCUAAGGUAGUACUAUACGGCAUACAGUCGGAACACUCUUCCUCGUCCUUUACUACAACGUUGUACAUGUAAUAUAAAUAUAUAAACGGGCAAUGACAGACCUGACUCUCGG